Molecule: messenger RNA, 2315 nt
Organism: Pocillopora meandrina
Lineage: Eukaryota; Metazoa; Cnidaria; Anthozoa; Scleractinia; Pocilloporidae
Source: the annotation of a GenBank genome assembly
AUGGUCGAAGCAGGGAGUGUUGUGCUUUGGUCUGCGCUCCUAGUACUGAUCGUCGUUAAUAUUGUGGGAAAUUCUCUCGUCUGCUGGAUUAUAAGGAAAAAUCGAGAAAUGAGGUAUAGUCAUGUCAUGGUUGCACAGAGUUGUCUUCUCUGUUCUGGCCUAAUGUUCCUUUUCUAAUAUUAUGGCUAUAUCAAUCCCACAGGACCCAUCUAAAUUACUUAAUCGUUAACCUAGCAGUAGCGGACAUGAUGUAUGCGAUUUUUAUGGCACCAGUGUUCUUUGUCAAGUUUGCUGGUGUGCAUCCGGAUGGGAUAGGUGGCUUAGUUCUAUGCAAACUUGUGACAGGAGGAAAUUUGUCAUGGUUCGGAGCUGCUUCCUCGGUUGUCACACUGGUCGCCAUCGCCGUUGAACGACACAACGCUGUGUUGUAUCCCUUCAGCAACAGAGGAGCACUGAACACGUUUAAAUUGAAGGUAUGGUAUUACAUGUUUCGAAAUUUAAGAUAAGUAAGGAUGGAAGUGUCAGACAUCCUUUUUAGCAGACUGUACCAGGCCUUUUUUUGUCUUUCGUGGAUUUCAGGAAGAUUAAAUUUCUAGUGUUUGCCUUAUCUACGAAGAUCGGUCAAGCAACUUAUGACCUUUUGUUGAAUUUUCUCGUUUAUCGAUGAGAAACACGAUUAUUUGUUCUGUUGUGAUACUGAAAAUGACAUCAAUUUAGUAUUGCUGAAAAACUUGAUAAACUUGCUGUAAUUUGCAGUAUAAUGUCGUGCGUUUUUAAGACAAGCUAUUUCCUAUAGAGAAUAGGGAACCACUUCCCACGCAAUGGACACUAUACACAUUGUAUGACGUCUUCUGUGUUGUUACAUAAGCUUUUGGAGCCCUCAAACAUUAACAUACGACUUCAAGGAUAUAGGUUAAUAUAUGAGACACUCUGGAGUAUUUUGUUUUUGACUGCAAUUUACCCAGGCUCUACGAGAGCAGUUUGAGGUUCAAUAUUGUGGUAGAGGGUAUAAUAGAGAACAAAGUAUACAUAAAAUUCUACUGUUUUGCAUUUCGAAUCGUGCCAAUGAUAAAGGCUUUUCUUUUGAGCUAAACGCUAUCAUUCGAAAUGCGACACUCGCUGAACAAGCUCAGGUAACGAAAUUAAAGGUAGAGAAGAUAUUAUGAUACAACUUCACGAGGUGACUAUGGUGUACAUAUUUUCAAACAGGUGAUCAUUGCCAGUUCUUGGAUUUUCUCGACCUUUUUCAACAUCCCAUCGUUCCUGGCAGUCCGCCUUAAUGAGACUGCAAACGAAUGCGCAGAGCAUUUCCCAAGAGAGUGGAUGGCAAAAGCCAUGACCUGGUUGUGGUUUCUUUUGACGGCUCUUUCCACUGCGUUGAUGGCUUCUCUGUACUCUAGAGUUGUGUAUAACCUAUGGAUCAAGGGCAAUGAAAAAGAUCAGCUUACCCAGCAGCAAAUGGUAACAGUAAAAUAAAUGAUAUAUUGACCUGCGGAUGAUAUACAAGUAGAGAAACGAUUUUCGCAUGUAGCUGCAAUUAGAGCAAUUAAUUGCAAGAAAAAAUUCAGGCUUCGACGGAAUUCGAACCCGCGUGCCUUCCAGAUGUUAGUUUGGUGUUUUUCCCAACUGAACAAUAAAGCCAAAUGAUGGGACCGAGGCAAAUGUAAGUAGGUUAUGUAAUUGCGACAAUUGCAGUCUGAAAAACUUUGCUUCAUGUUGUCAGCCAAAAUGAUAGGAGCGAGACUCUAGGGGUAUUUAGCAUUAUGACAUGUAUAGCUUCCAGAAAUGAAGCAGAUCUCAGCCUGAAUUAUCCGCUUUCUUCUUGCCUUUUCCUUUCUUCUCUUGUUUGGAUCGACACAAAGUGGAGGGCGAUAUGAGUUUGACAUGUGCAUUGAUCCAUGUUAUCAAUGAAACCCAAAUCUAUGCUUUAUUGACAGGUUGUGAUGAGGGUGAGAAAGCGGGUCACAUCGAUGGUGGUUACUGUCAGUGCUCUAUUUAGCACAUGUUGGUGCGCAUCUGGUGCCAUUUACAUUGUGUCAUACACUACCUAUGCAUCCAUCGACUAUAACACCGACUAUUUGCCAAUUUCUUACAUAACCGUCAUGUUCAACUCCGCCGUCAACCCGUUUACUUACGCUCUGUUAAACAGACGAUUCAGGAGGAAAAUAAAGAUGAAGUUUUUUUCUGGAUGUUUCUCUUCAUCCACGGUCAAACCCAACGCCGGCAGAGAGUCAUGCAGCACCGAGACCACGACAACACAUUUUGGAGCCUUGAGUCACUUCGUGGUUGUCAAACAUGCUACCGUUGGCGACUAA